AUGCCGGAUGACCUGGUACUCGUGCGCAAAACCCUCCAGUCACAGCCGGAAACGGUUAUCGCCGGGCGUAACGAGACUAUUCAGCAGGACAACCCUGGGCCUCAAACCGAAGGAAAGGCGGUAGAUUCCUCCGAUUGCGACCUGUUUUUAGAUAAUAAUGUUGACAAGUAUUCGCUUAUCUUGAGAGGUGGUGACUUGGCAGCAAAGCCCGCAGAGGAGCCAGCAGCAAAGCCAGCGGAGGAGCCAGCGGCAAAGCCUGCAGAAAGACCCCAGAAUCCGAGUACACAGUCCCGGUUCACCAUGAGUGUUGAGGGCAACACGCUGCGUAAUGGCAGCAUGCUCAUUGUGGGGCCUGGGGCUGAUCUCAAGAGCGUCCUGGAGGCUCGGAUAGAAAUGGCAAAGUUGAGGAAGGAAGAGAUGGCCAGAAAGUGA
This is a messenger RNA of Clonostachys byssicola, 432 nucleotides long. NCBI's taxonomy places the organism in Eukaryota, Fungi, Ascomycota, Sordariomycetes, Hypocreales, Bionectriaceae. The record is from the annotation of a GenBank genome assembly.